AUGGUGGCAGAAGUAAGCAAGCAAGCGUCAAGAGCUUUUCCAGAAUCGUUGCUGACUAUAGUACCUCCUUCCAGCUUCAUCAUGGGCACCAUCAUCGGCUUGACUGCCGGUUUGUAUCAGGCGCUCAAUCUCCUCGGUGCUGGUGGCGGCCAGCCUGACUCGGCCCAGACGGUACAGGUCGUCAAUGCAACGCUAUGUGCGGUCUACACAAUCUCUUCGGCCUUUGGUGGGACUGUAUUGAACUCGAUUGGGCCUGCUAUCACCGCUAUAUUGGGGAUCAUCGGUUACAUGCUAUACAUUGCAAGCCUUUGGUACUUCGAUCAGACUGGCCAUUCGUGGUUUCCAAUCUUUAGCGGUGUCGCAAUCGGAAUCUCUGCCGGCCUUAUCUUCGUAACCAUGGGGUCAAUUGCAAUGUCCUAUUCCGAGGAAGAAGAGCGAGGAUCCUUUAUCGCCAUCUCAAUCAACCUUCAAGCGGUGGGCUGCGUCAUUGGCGAUCUCAUUGCUCUGCUCAUCAAUCGGAACGCAAUAUCAGCUACUGGUGUACCGGUCGCAGUAUAUAUCGUCCUCAUUGCUAUGAUGGGUGUUGGCUGCUUACUUGCACUGACAUUACGACCUCCUUCGAAAGUCAUCCGAGAUGACGGCACGCAAGUGGCGACCCUACACACUCGAGGCUUCGUCGAAGAAUUCAAGGCCAACCUGGAGAUCUUCAAAGAGUGGAAGCUGCUGCUCAUGAUACCAGCAUUUUUACCCUCUGAAUGCUUCCUGGUCUACGGCGGGUCGGUCAAUGCCUAUCGCAAUGACCUCAGGACAAGGUGUCUUCUGUCAUUUUGCGCCGUUGUUCUCCAGAUCCCGGCAGGGUACGGACUCCAGAAGAUCCUCGAUCACAAGACGUGGACACGCCGAAAGAGAGCCUUGAUCGGUCUCGCUGUAGUUGGAAUCCCACUCUUGGCUGCUUGGAUCUGGGAGAUUGUGCGAACGCGCAACUACAAUCGUCAUGAGAUUCCGGCCCACGCUCUUGACUGGACGGAUGACGGUUUCGCACCCAUCUUCGUCCUGUUCAUGUUAAACUGGGUCUCCAGCAUCCUCAUGCAGUACGUUAUUCUCUACUAUCUCAGCUGCUUGACAAACUUGCCUACCAAAGCCGCCAAUUAUGCUGGUGUAUAUCGAAGCUUCCUGGCUGCUGGAGAAGCCAUCAUCUUUGGCCUUGACUCUAUCGCGAUCCCAUACAUCAAAGAGGCUGGAGUCCUCUUUGCUUUCUAUACUACUGGCAUAAUCGUCUUCAUCUAUCUCGCGGCCUUCCACAUCACUGACACUCAGUACUUUACUGGCGAGGAAGGCGUUGUCAUCCCCAACCAUGUGCUACAAGAACAUGAGCAUGAGCUCGGCGACGUCUCGAUGAAACGCUCAGAGCCAGAUGCAGAGCAAAAUGUGGUGAUGCGCCCGGAGAAGCAUGAUUGA
Molecule: messenger RNA, 1458 nt
Organism: Exophiala xenobiotica
Lineage: Eukaryota; Fungi; Ascomycota; Eurotiomycetes; Chaetothyriales; Herpotrichiellaceae
Exons: 3
Coding region: 1-1458 (485 amino acids)
Source: RefSeq, a predicted model, not a curated record